Messenger RNA from Arachis duranensis, 546 nucleotides. RefSeq names its product bZIP transcription factor 18-like. Gene Ontology annotation, biological process: regulation of DNA-templated transcription. Gene Ontology annotation, molecular function: DNA-binding transcription factor activity. NCBI's taxonomy places the organism in Eukaryota, Viridiplantae, Streptophyta, Magnoliopsida, Fabales, Fabaceae. The record is from RefSeq and is a predicted model, not a curated record. The transcript has 3 exons. Gene Ontology annotation, cellular component: nucleus. The coding region runs from base 1 to 546 and encodes 181 amino acids.
AUGACGGACAUGACCACGUUAGUCCUUCCAUCAAUUUAUGUUGAGACGACGUCGUUUGGUGUCCAGGAGAUAUUCAAAACGUUGCAACCCAUCAAGAAGCUCAGCGGCGGAGGAGGGGCUUCGAACGAUUCGAUUCAGGGCAGAAAUGGAUCGGAUCAGAGCGGUUAUGGCGGCGCCGGAACAAGCGGAACAACGAGGAAGAUAAGUCCUGGUGGAAAUGGUAGCGCUGGCGCCGGAGGAGCUAGGCCGAGGCACCUGCAUAGUAACUCCGUCGACGGUUCUACGACAGGCGUGUUCGGAGAGAUCAUGGAGGCGAAGAAAGCAAUGCCUCCUGAUAAGCUCGCUAAGCUAUGGACCAUUGAUCCGAAACGCGCCAAGAGAAUACUUGUUAAUCGGCAAUUUACUGCACGUUCAAAAAAGAGAAAGGCCCGCUAUAUACAAGAACUCGAGCGCAAAAUUCAGACCCAUCAGACCGAAGCUACAACUCUUUCUGCCCAAUUGACCCUAUACCAGGUUCGUGCUGUCCAUCUGAAACCACUUGCAUGA